Molecule: messenger RNA, 3145 nt
Organism: Equus quagga
Lineage: Eukaryota; Metazoa; Chordata; Mammalia; Perissodactyla; Equidae
Product: NADPH oxidase 5-like
Exons: 17
Coding region: 252-2663 (803 amino acids)
Biological process (GO): defense response; superoxide anion generation
Cellular component (GO): NADPH oxidase complex; plasma membrane
Molecular function (GO): calcium ion binding; superoxide-generating NAD(P)H oxidase activity
Source: RefSeq, a predicted model, not a curated record
GAAGACAGCCAGCAUUCUUCUGGGUGGAAACUUUCCCUGUGCCUGCACGAGACCUCCCGGUUGGAAUCUCUCUGGACCAAGCUGGCCACCAGCCAGUAUGUGGAUCACAAAGGGGCUGUGCAUGUGAGUGGUUCUUCAGGAGAGUCAGGAAGAGGAGGAGUUGGGGAGAUGUGAAUUGUGGGCUUCAAAUGCAGGCUGUUAUACCGACGGCAGCCUUUCUGGGACCUGUGGUCUAGAAGACAGGAGAAAGGAUGAGUGUUCCAGGAGAUCCAGCCCAGCCAGACUCUGAAAGCUGCAGAGGCACCACGAGUAGCAAGGAGGAUGCCAAGUGGCUUCAGUGGGUGACCCACCAGUUUGAGACCAUUGCAGGAGAAGACGGGGAGAUCGAUCUGCAGGACUUCAAAAAAGCCCUGAAUGUGAAAGAGUCCUUCUUUGCCGAGCGAUUCUUCACCCUGUUUGACUCUGAUGGAAGCGGCACCAUCACCCUCCAGGAGCUUCGCGAGGCGCUGACCCUGCUCAUCCAUGGCAACCCCAUGGACAAACUCAAAUUCCUCUUCCAGGUGUAUGACGUCGAUGGCAAUGGCUCCAUCGACCCAGAUGAGCUGCGCACGGUGCUGCAGUCGUGCCUGCGCGAGAGCGCCAUCUCGCUGCCCGAUGAGAAGCUGGACCAGCUGACGCUGGCACUCUUCGAGUCAGCCGACAAGGACUGCAGCGGCGCCAUCACCUUCGAAGAGCUCCGAGACGAGCUGCAGCGCUUUCCCGGGGUCAUGGAGAACCUGACCAUCAGCGCUGCCCACUGGCUGACAGCCCCGGCCGCCCGGCCGCGCCCGCGCCGUCCUCGCCCGCUGACCUCCGCCUACUGGCACAACCACCGCAGCCAGCUGCUCUGCCUGGCCGCCUACGUGGGCCUCCACGUGCUGCUCUUCGCGCUGGCGGCCAACGCGCACCGGGCCCUCGGCCCCAGCGUCAUGGUGGCCAAGGGCUGCGGCCAGUGCCUCAACUUCGACUGCAGCUUCAUCGCGGUGCUGAUGCUCAGGCGCUGCCUUACGUGGCUACGGGCCACGUGGCUGGCUCAGGUCCUGCCGCUGGACCAGAACAUCCAGUUCCACCAGCUAAUGGGCUACGUGGUGGUUGGGCUCUCCCUUGUGCACACUGUGGCCCACGUUGUGAACUUUGCGCUCCAGGCUCAGUCUGACACCAGCCCCUUCCGGUUCUGGGAACUGCUGCUCACCACGAGGCCUGGCAUUGGCUGGGUCCACGGCUUGGCUUCCCCGACCGGUGUGGCUCUCCUGCUGCUGCUGCUCCUCAUGUUCGCCUGCUCCAGCCCCUGCGUCCGCAGGAGUGGCUACUUCGAGGUGUUCUACUGGAGCCACCUGUCCUACCUUGCCAUGUGGCUCCUGCUCAUCCUGCACGGGCCCAACUUCUGGAAGUGGCUGCUGGUCCCUGGCAUCUUGUUCUUCCUGGAGAAGGCCUUCGGGCUGACAGUAUCCCGCAUGGCGGCCCUGAGCAUCGUGGAAGUCAACCUCCUCCCUUCCAAGGUCACUCAUCUCCUCAUCAAGAGGCCCCCUCUUUUCCACUACAGGCCUGGCGACUACUUGUAUCUGAACAUCCCCACCAUCGCGCGCUACGAGUGGCACCCCUUCACCAUCAGCAGUGCUCCCGAGCAGAAAGACACCAUCUGGCUACACAUCCGGUCCCAAGGCCAGUGGACAAACAGGCUGUAUGAGUUCUUCAAGGCAUCAGACCCGGUAGACUGUGGUCCCAAGAGGCUGUCGAGGAGUUUGACGAUGAGAAGGAGUCAGAGGAUGCCCCAGGGUUUGCAGCCCCAGCCCAUCCAGUCUGGGGCCUUGGCACAGGGAGCCAUGGCCUCCCACAAGGAUGUCACUGUGGAGCUGAUGUCCUACCUGCCCAAGGGAACUCCCAGGCAGGGCCACCAAGGCCUGGGGUGCAUGGGGACAGAGGACAGGACUCAGGCACAGCAGGAAGCUGCGGCCGAGCCCGGGGGCCUGGUCUCUGAAAUGUCCUCUGAGAACCACCAAUUCUGUAACAUCAAGUGCUACAUCGAUGGCCCCUACGGAACCUCCACCCGCAGGAUCUUUGCCUCGGAGCAUGCUGUGCUCAUCGGGGCGGGCAUCGGCAUCACGCCCUUCGCUUCCAUCCUGCAAAGCAUCAUACACAGGCAUCAGAAGAGAAAGCACAUUUGCCCCCGCUGCCAGCACUCCUGGAUGGACGGUGUCCAGGACGAGGACAUGAAGCUCCACAAGGUGGACUUCAUCUGGAUCAACCGAGACCAGCGGUCUUUCGAGUGGUUUGUGAGCCUGCUGACCAACCUGGAGAUGGAGCAGGCUGCGGAGACUCAAGAGGACUGCUUCUUGGAGCUGCAUAUGUACAUGACCUCUGCGCUGGGCAAGAAUGACAUGAAGGCCAUUGGCCUGCAGAUGGCCCUCGACCUCCUGGCCAAAAAGGAGAAGAAGGAUUCCAUCACAGGCCUCCAGACACGCACCCAGCCUGGGCGGCCUGACUGGAGCAAGGUGUUCCAGAAAGUGGCUGCCGAGAAGAAGGGCAAGGUGCAGGUCUUCUUCUGUGGCUCCCCGGCUCUGGCCAAGGUGCUCAAGGGCCACUGUGAGCAGUUCAGCUUCAGAUUCUUCCAAGAGAACUUCUAGCCGCACCCCGCCAAGCUCUGCCCAAGCCCACAUUGCAGGCCAGCUCAGUCGCAUUGCUUCCAGUGCCCCACAGGGACCAGCCUCAGAAGACCAGCUGAUCCUGCUCCACGCGGAACAGGAGGCCCCGGGGCCAGAUGGACUUUCUCCAGAAGCUAAGGAAGAGAGCCGUGCCUUGCGCAGCGCUCCUUUGCGUUCUGGGAUUGCUGUGGAACUGAUCAGGCUGGUGCCGGUUGUUUCCAGGGCAACCGCUCCUCCAAAAGUCCUCGGAGGGAACCUUCCCCUACAGCGGCGGUCACAGACCUGCCUGUUCAUUCCAGUCCUUCGGGAACUGCCCCCCACCAACAUUUUAUCAUGAAAAUUUUCAAACAUACAGAGAGGUAAAAGGAUUGUACAGUGAACAGUGUUACCCACUUUCUAGAUUCCUCAGUUAACAUUUUGCUAUAUUUGCUUUAUUGAGUAUAAUCCAUCUAUCCCUUCCUCCA